Messenger RNA from Solea solea (common sole), 2025 nucleotides. RefSeq names its product finTRIM family, member 86 (gene ftr86). Gene Ontology annotation, molecular function: zinc ion binding; protein binding. The coding region runs from base 123 to 1871 and encodes 582 amino acids. Lineage: Eukaryota; Metazoa; Chordata; Actinopteri; Pleuronectiformes; Soleidae. The transcript is spliced from 10 exons. The record is from RefSeq and is a predicted model, not a curated record.
AAGCUGCAAUCGUGUGUCGUGUGUGAGCCGACUUGAACACGGAACCUUGUGGUUAUCCACAUACAUCCAGGUGUGAAUUCUGAGAACACAAACUCCACUUUAUACCUCCAACCCAGCAGCCAAUGGCCUCUGCAUGGGCUGAGGAGGAGGCCUUUGUCUGCUCCGUCUGCCUGGACACCCUGAAGGAUCCAACCACUCUACCCUGUGGACAUUCAUACUGCUUGGCUUGUAUCCAAAGUCACUGGGACAAGAGAGACAGCAAUGGUCAGUACAGCUGCCCCCAGUGUAGGCAGAUCUUUAACCCCCGGCCCUCGCUGUCCAGGAGCACUGUCCUUGUGGAGGUUAUGGAAAAACUGAGAACCAACAGCCUCAGGCAAAGCUGCACCACUGCAUCAUCGAUGCCUCUCUACUUGGAGGUACUGCCACAGGACAGUGUGCACCCUCAGCUUCCCACAGUGGACCCUCGGCUUUGUCCACAUCAUUACCAACCUCUGGAUAUGUUUUGCCGUGAAGACAAGGAGUGUGUGUGUGUGUUGUGUUGCCAGGGUGGACACAGGGGACAUCAUGUGCUCAGCCCACAGGAAGAGAGGGAGGAGAGACAGAAAGAGCUCGUUCAGAUUCAGGCAGAGGUGCAGAGGAGAAUUCAGGAGACUGACAGGAAGCUGAAGGAGUUCCCAAAUGCUGCUCGCCAACACAAGGCCUUGGUCCAAGCUCUGGGGCAAGAGAGCACAGACUUAUUUUCAGACCUUGCCAAGAAGGUGAGUAUAACAGGCCUCCAGGUGGUGGAGCUCCUCAGCUCCCAUGAGAACUCGCUGAGCAGCCAGGUGGAAGGGCAGAUGCACAGACUGGAGCAGGAGGCUGCACAGCUGAGCUGGAAGAGUGAAGAGCUGAGCAGGCUUUCCAACGUGCAGGACCACGUCUGCUUCUUGAAGAAUUUCCUAACCAUGGAGCCGCUGGAUCCAUCAAGUGUGACAGCAGAGUCAGUGUUGAGUCAGGAGGAGGCCGUGGUAGCAUCCAUCCGCUUAACCAUGAAAGAACUACACACUUCACUACAGGACCAAUGUAAAAGCAGCCUGGCCAAGAUCAUCACACUUGUGAAUCAUGACAACUUGACUUCACCACCCGGUGCAGUAGCAGAGCCGUCAGUAACUGAUACCCGUGUUCAGGCCAGUGCACCAAACACAGGCUCUUUAUUAAAAUAUCCUGCUCUGUAUCCUACAUGUUCUCAAGCUUCAGCCCCGCCUCCACCGCUCCUUCCCCCUCGCCCUCAAACACCUCCUGUAACAACAGAUUUAAACUCACAACCAAAGUCCAGAGAAGAAUUGCUGAAAUUUCGCUUUGAGCCCACCAUGGACCCUAACACCGUGUAUCGCCACCUGCAGCUGUCAGAUGGAGGUCGUAAGGCCUCACUGCGAGCGGAAAACCUCAACCCACCAGAACAUUCUGAACGCUUCCACUUCUGGAGACAGGUCCUCUGCAUGGAGCCGCUGGCAGGGAGCCCAUAUUACUGGGAGGUGGAGUGGACUGGCCAGAAGAUCACCGUUGGUGUUGCCUACAAAGAAAUGGAACGUAAAUCUAAUGACGACAAAAGCCGUUUGGGACACAAUCCCCAGUCUUGGAGCUUAUACUGGUCCGGGACUGGUUUCUCCUUUUGGCACAAUGGGCAGGAAAUGCUCCUGGGCUCUCCUAAGGCCAAACGGAUCGGCAUCUAUCUGGACCAACAUGAUGGGAUUUUGAAUUUUUACCGUAUUACUAAGAACCAGGCGUUCCUCAUCCACCAUCACAGCACCCAGUUCACUGGCCCACUGUAUCCUGGAUUCCGAUUCUGGGCAGGAGUCGGGUCCACAGUCACUGUUUGCCAGUUGGAUUAAGUGACACUUGAGUAAUCUGCGUGUCUGGUUUUAAGAAUACAACAUUUUAUUUUACACUUUAAAUUCUAAAGAUCCUUCCAGAUAAGAAAGUGAUUGUUUUGCAUCUGUGUUCUUGGACCUGUUAUAAACUUAAUAAAGUUGUCGCAUACACACA